Molecule: messenger RNA, 1194 nt
Organism: Hydatigera taeniaeformis
Lineage: Eukaryota; Metazoa; Platyhelminthes; Cestoda; Cyclophyllidea; Taeniidae
Source: the annotation of a GenBank genome assembly
AUGGAUCCCAAGAUAGUCCAAAUUUUUUUGACCAAAUUGCCUUCUCUUAAUAAGUAUGCAACUGAAAUGCUGACCAACAUGUUUAAAUUGCCAUCACUUUUGCCAGGAAUGAAAAUGAAACAUGACGAUGAGUUGCCGAAAGCAGAAUCAUUUUUUUCAAACGAGGAGCUUGAAGCGCUUCGAUCGCAAAUACCCCACAUUGACGAGGUGAUAGAGUUGGUUGAUCCGAAGAAACUAUCUGUACUACGCGUUUUAAUACCAGAUUUUCAAAAAUACUUAAUCAACGAAGAACCCGCUAAGAUAAAUGCAAUCAACUCACAUUUGGUGAACGUUAAAUUUGUCAUCGAAAAGAUGAAAGAUGGACGUGUUGAUACGCUUCUUGAUAAGCAGCUUUUGAAAGACCUUGGUCUUGCUGACCCCUCUAUCGUCAACACCCUUCUUACCCAUUUUCCUUCGGCAAAAUCGCAAUCCACAGAUUCACUUCUAUCCCAAGUUAAAGGCAAACUCGAUGAAGCAAAAAAUAUGGUCAUCAAUGCACAAACCCAGAUGUCACCUUCAGAGCAUUUGAAACCCACUGAUUCAUUCCUAACUCAAGUAAAAGAUACACUUGAGGCUGCACAGGAUAUGGUCUCCGAUAUAUCAAUGCAGUCGAAGCCUUCGAAUCAGUCUAAACCCACUGAUUCACUUCUAUCCGCUGUUAAGGGUACGCUUAAUGCUGCAAAGGAUAUGGUUGCCGACAUAUCUACACAGAUGAAGCCUUCAAUGCAGUCGAAUUAUCCUGAAUCCCUAAUGUCCAAAGUUAAGGGGAAGCUUGAUACUGCAAAAAAAUUAGUUGCUAAUACACCUGCUAAGGUAUUGCCUUCGCAGCAGUUGAAUCACACUAGUUCACCUCCGACCCAGACAAAUGACACCCUUGAUGCCGCAAAAGACAUGGUUGCCAACAUGUCUACUCAGACGAAGCCUUCAAAUCAGUCAAAGCACCGCGACUCACUUGAGUCCAAAGUUAAAGACAAGCUCGAGGCCGAGAAAGAUUUAGUUGAGGAUGAAUCUGCUGAGGUGGUGCCUUCACAACAUUCAAAACCCGAAUUUCCACUUUUGCCCCAAAUUAAGCCUCUUGAGGCAUCACAAGUCGGUGAAAGUAUUCGUGACUUUUUCAGCAAAAUUGCUAAGCCUUUUCAACAGAAGUUACAGUAG